Molecule: messenger RNA, 594 nt
Organism: Nerophis lumbriciformis (worm pipefish)
Lineage: Eukaryota; Metazoa; Chordata; Actinopteri; Syngnathiformes; Syngnathidae
Source: RefSeq, a predicted model, not a curated record
AUGAGCCUGACUGCAGAAACCCCAAACGAUGGCCCCAGUGUUACAGAAGAGAGCAAGUUGCCCGCCGUGGAAAAGAAGGACAAGAAGGCUGACGAUGUAGCUGAGGAAGAGGAGGAGGAGGAAGAGUACGUGGUGGAGAAGGUUCUCAACCGGCGGGUUGUCAAAGGGAGAGUAGAGUACCUUCUCAAGUGGAAAGGAUUCUCAGAGGAAGACAACACGUGGGAGCCAGAGGACAACCUGGACUGUCCCGACCUUAUCGCAGAGUUCCUCCAGUCUCAGAAGUCGGCGCACGAGGGCAAACGAAAGGCCAGUGAAGGAGACGGAGAAGAGAGUAAAUCCAAGAGGAAGAAAGAUGACACGGAGAAGCUGAGAGGCUUCGCCAGAGGUUUGGACCCAGAAAGAAUCAUCGGUGCCACUGACUCGACGGGGGAGCUCAUGUUCCUCAUGAAAUGGAAAAACUCUGAUGAAGCAGACCUUGUUCCAGCCAAGGAAGCCAACGUUAAGUGUCCGCAGGUGGUCAUCUCGUUCUACGAAGAGCGGCUCACUUGGCACUCGUACCCCAGCGAAGAUGAGAAAAAAGAUGACAAAAACUAA